Cryptomeria japonica (Japanese cedar) is the source of this 411-nucleotide messenger RNA. RefSeq lists its product as uncharacterized. The transcript has a single exon. Bases 1 to 411 code for a protein of 136 amino acids. Lineage: Eukaryota; Viridiplantae; Streptophyta; Pinopsida; Cupressales; Cupressaceae. The record is from RefSeq and is a predicted model, not a curated record.
AUGGCUAUAGCAUUUACACAACAUUUGAUGAGAGCAAAUCAAGGCAAUAAUGCCAACCGAGCUAAUAAUGGCAACCAAGGUAAUAAUGGCAACCAAGGUAAUAAUACCAAUCAGGGUAAUAAUGCUAAUCAGGGAGGUGGACAGGGUAAUGGAGGUAAUGGAGAUGCAUCAGUUAACAAGGGAACUAGGACAUAUGCUAGAGCAGGUUCUUCUACUACGAGACCACUCAUGCCACAGUUUCCUCCGAGACAGAAUGACCAGAAUAAUGUUGGUCCUACACAGCAAGAGAUUCAAGAUAUGAUUAUGGAUGAUUGGAGGGACUCUAACGCUGAGUUACAGGCUGAGAUGACAUUCAGGGAAUAUAUGGAUGUUAGACUCAAGAAUAUGCCCAUGAGAGGAAAUCGACAAUAG